Molecule: messenger RNA, 1171 nt
Organism: Ooceraea biroi (clonal raider ant)
Lineage: Eukaryota; Metazoa; Arthropoda; Insecta; Hymenoptera; Formicidae
Product: dopamine N-acetyltransferase
Molecular function (GO): N-acetyltransferase activity
Source: RefSeq, a predicted model, not a curated record
CUAUCACAAUGCGCAGUGUUAGAUUACCACCUCGACGAGGUCGAGACAGGCCGAGCAUCGCGUUCUCGGCGCGCUUAGAGCUUUACACAGUUGUUGCCCGUAAUUCACACGCACUCGGUACUUCUCGCCUCAUCGAACGAACCGAAAGAACCGACUGCGAUCGCGAGUCCACGGUGCAGCUUGUCGUUAUUAUAAAUAAAUAAACACCAUGGAGAACGUACGCGUGUCAAAUUUGAUUGACGCAUCGACGCGCAUCGACAGCGACAAGACCAGCGCUACUAGUUUCGUGAAAGAUGUGCCAAAGAUCACGAGAUACUCGUUGGCCGAUUCGGCGGACGGGUCGAACGGUGGAAUGGAUUAUCACAUCGAGAUAAUUAACAAGGACGAUAAACUGAGGGUGUUGAAAUUCUUGAGACGAUUCUUCUUCCGGGAUGAACCGCUCAAUCAAAGUAUCCAGUUGAUCCCGGAGGGUGAGGACAGCACUUGCUGGGAACUGGAGGAUUAUUGCAGUAACGCAUCCUUUGAAAACAACCUGAGUCUGAAGGCGGUCUCGGCGAAUGGUACCAUCGUUGGAGUCUCACUUAACGGUAAAAUGGGCCCUCCGCCAGUCGAGGAACCAGAAUACAUACGUUCAUGCAAAAACGCAAAAUUUAAGGAGAUACUGAAGCUGCUGCACUACAUAGACAAAAACGUGAACGUGGGCGAACGAUUUCGGGAUUUGAGCGUUUUGGAAAUUAGAAUAAUUUCAGUGGAUACAAAUUGGAGGGGAAAGGGUAUCGCGAAAGGUCUUAUAGACAAAUCUAUGGAAGUUGCGAAGGCGCAAGGAUUUCAUUACGUCAGGGCAGACUGCACGUCUCAGUUCUCCGGUAAGCUCUGUGCACGAAUGGGUUUUAACGCCAUAUACGAACUCGAUUACAAGGAUUAUGUGGAGGAGGAUGGGAAGCAAAUAUUCUCACCCGCGUUUCCACACACCACGGCCGUCACGUAUAUGAAACAGUUGUGAGGAUCGAACAGUUUCAUACGUAUAUGUAUAUGAUGCCGUAUAUAUAUGUAUAUAUAUAUAUUAUUUAAAGAAUGCGAUUUCCUCUCAUGUAUGUGAUAUUAUGUAUGAAAUACAUCGCAAAGAGUGUAAUGUAUAAUUAAUAAUUAAAUAAUUAAAAUAAAAUAAAAC